This is a messenger RNA of Eutrema salsugineum, 1665 nucleotides long. RefSeq names its product aspartyl protease family protein At5g10770. Gene Ontology annotation, molecular function: aspartic-type endopeptidase activity. Gene Ontology annotation, biological process: proteolysis. The record is from RefSeq and is a predicted model, not a curated record. The transcript is spliced from 3 exons. The coding region runs from base 44 to 1471 and encodes 475 amino acids. Lineage: Eukaryota; Viridiplantae; Streptophyta; Magnoliopsida; Brassicales; Brassicaceae.
AGUAAUCAUUCUACUAUCGAGAGAGAGAGAAAAAGAGAGCAAAAUGAGCUUUAACCGGAAUUUAUUAAAUAUAAUAAUAGUCCUUUGUGUAUGUCUCAGUUGGGACUGUAACGAGGGAGCUCAAGAAAGAGAGAAGAGAGAGAUUGAUUCUCAUACUAUUCAACUCAGCUCUCUCUUCCCUUCUUCAUCAUCUUGUGUUCUUUCUAGCAGAGCGUCUAAGACAAAGUCCUCACUGCACGUGACGCACAGACACGGCACGUGCUCGCGUUUAACCAGUGGCAAAGCCAAGAGUCCAGACCAUGUCGAGGUCCUCAGACUCGACCAAGCGCGCGUAAAAUCCAUCCACUCAAAACUAUCGAAGAAACUCACAGAUCGAGUCAGGCAAAGCCAGUCCACGGAUCUACCGGCAAAAGACGGAAGCACAUUCGGAUCAGGAAACUACGUAGUCACGGUCGGAAUCGGAACGCCGAAACACGAUCUGUCUCUGAUCUUCGAUACCGGAAGCGAUCUGACGUGGACUCAAUGCGAGCCAUGUGUUCGAUCUUGCUAUUCACAAAAGGAACCCAUCUUUAACCCUUCUUCCUCUUCUUCUUACUACAACGUCUCCUGCUCAUCGUCGGCGUGUGGAUCUCUCUCUUCUGCUACAGGAAACGCUGGAAGUUGUUCGGCUUCUAAUUGCCUCUACGGUAUUCAAUACGGCGACCAAUCGUUCUCUGUUGGAUUUCUCGCCAAGGAGAAAUUUACCCUAACGAGCUCCGAUGUCUUCGACGGCCUUUAUUUCGGCUGCGGCGAGAACAACCAAGGACUUUUCACCGGAGUCGCCGGACUUCUCGGACUUGGCCGCGACAAGCUCUCAUUUCCGUCUCAGACGGCGACGACCUACAAUAAGAUGUUCUCCUAUUGCCUUCCUUCUUCCGCUAGCUACACCGGACAUCUCACAUUCGGAUCCGCCGGAAUCUCUAGAUCCGUCAAAUACACUCCGAUUUCCACCAUCACAGAUGGCACAUCAUUCUAUGGCCUCGAUAUCGUCGGAAUCACCGUCGGCGGUCAGAAAUUGGCGAUUCCAUCAACCGUAUUCUCUACUCCGGGAGCUCUAAUCGACUCCGGAACCGUCAUUUCUCGCCUUCCGCCGAAAGCCUACGCGGCGCUGCGGAGCGCGUUCAAGGCGAAGAUGUCAAAGUAUCCGUCUACCUCGGCCGUCUCGAUCCUGGACACGUGCUUCGAUCUCACCGGAUUUAAGACGGUGACGAUCCCGAAAGUAGCGUUCUCUUUCAGCGGCGGCGCCGUCGUGGAGCUUGGCUCGAAAGGGAUUUUGUACCCGUUUAAGGUAUCGCAGGUUUGUUUGGCGUUCGCUGGGAAUAGCGACGACAAUAACGCUGCCAUCUUUGGAAACGUUCAGCAGCAAACGCUAGAAGUUGUCUACGAUGGUGCGGGCGGGCGGGUCGGGUUUGCUCCUAAUGGCUGUAGUUAAUUGAAAAAAAUAUGGUAAAAUUAUGUCUCUCUCUCUCUAUGGAUUUGGCACAAAUCAGCUCUAUCCUCCAGUUAAGUAUGUAUUUUGGGAAAGGUCUUGAAGUAAUUGUACAGUAAUAAGGUUGUGUUGAACUGUUGAUACAACAUUAUUGCACCUUUCAUUAUAGAAGCCCAAACUUUAAUUUGUACAUUGAA